Molecule: messenger RNA, 1897 nt
Organism: Microplitis demolitor
Lineage: Eukaryota; Metazoa; Arthropoda; Insecta; Hymenoptera; Braconidae
Exons: 8
Coding region: 302-967 (221 amino acids)
Source: RefSeq, a predicted model, not a curated record
AAGUUAGAUUUUUUAUGUAAGAGCUAAGAGCAAAUACACAUUAAAUGAAAUGUCAUUAUAUAUACAUGUAAUAAUAAUGUAUAGAUUCUAAGUUCAUCUAAAUUCUCAGUCAUGAAUUUGUUGCCAAUUGAUGCAGAUUAUGUAGAUAGUUUGAAUUAAUUAGUCAAAAAAAAUAUACAUAUAAGUAUUAUCUAACAUAUACAAAAUUUUAUGUCAAUGCCGCUGGCAAUCGAUAAAAGAUGUUCUUUCAGAGUUUAUUAAUUAAACAAAAUGACAAGGCAUAGUUUUAGUAAGACAGGUAAUGGGGACCUGUUUCGGUCGUUGCUUUUCCAAUGUCACCGACCCUUUUACCUUCAGAUACUUCAGACAUACUGGCUUACACACCCAAGAGGAAGAACAAGUUGAGUUAGAUCCGCGUAUGCCACAGGAAAAUGAUAGGAGACGAUCAAAAAAAAUAUUAUCAUUUUUUUCGUUAAAAAAGUUAAAGAAAAGACACGGAGGAGUACCAGUGUCUUUGGAGCUCGUUGAAGAUAAUUGGAAAAGAAAGUCUAAUAAAUAUUACCGCUUGGAAUCACAAAAUAAUGCAUCAACUGGAUCUGAUUUAAAUACAUUGCAAACUCUUGAUGCCAGAUUUUUAUUAAAACAUCCAGGAUGUAUUUCAUCAACUCCAGCAUCAUCGUUAGAUCUUGAAUGGGAGCAUGAAGUUAUUCCAUUACCGCUUGAUGAUUCUGAUAGACCAAAAAGUACAAAUGACUCACCAUCGAAAACUUCAAGUAAUGGUAGUCAGCCGUCCAGUUUAACAGCGUCACCCUGGUCAAAAGUAUCUACACCAAAUAGUUUAGAGUGGGAUUCGGUUGGAGACAAUGAAGCCUGUGUUGAUAUUGAAACAGAGCAAUUAUUAACGGAAAUAGAAAGAUUAACAGAUAAAACACUUAAAGAAACUGGUGAAUGGAGUGGUGCUAGAUGAUUAACAAUCAAUAAUAAAUGUUAUAUAUCAUGGUUGGUUGUAUUUUUGUAUUUUAUUAAAGUGUUAUGUGAAAUUUUACUGCCGUAAUACAGAAAUGUAUUAUGUGAAAUCAGUAUAUUGACAAGUGCACAUGAAUUUAAAAUGUUGAGCUCACAAUUAUUUUAAUAUCAAAGUGACUGAUAAAAUUUUGACUGUAUUAUUAAAUAGUUAUAUAUUGAAUUUUUUAUCAGUAAAUUAAAUGUUUAAACUUGCGAUAUCAAGUCGAAUUUAUACACUUUAUUAUUUAAUAUUAUUAUACAUUUUAUUAAUCAAAUAAUUUAUUAUUUUACUAGCUAUUUAUUUAGUGAUUUAUUAAGUGCAUUUAUAAAUGAUUUAAAAACUUAAAAAAACAUCUCCAUCGAAUAACUUUAUAAUUAAACUAUUUAUUUUUAAAUGCUUAUUACAAUUUUAAAUAAAAUAUUAUUUUGAUGCUACAAUAUUAUUUUUUUAAAUUAUCAUCAUUACAUAAGCUUUAAUAAAUGCGUUAUAUUUUUGGUCAAAACAAAAAUGAAAAAAUAUAUAUAUGUUAUAAGUAUGUAUAUGGUAACGCUACAGGAAUUGGAGCGAUCGCUCAAUAGAAUAAAAAAACUAAAAUUUUAAAUGAAAUUAUUUAUCCUUUUAAAAGAACAAGUUAAUUAAAGCUUAUUAGAAAUUUAAUGUUAAAUUGAUAAAUUGUUUACUAUAUGUUUGCACCGAUUCGUUUGUAAGAGUAUAUUGUUUAAUAUUAAUAAAAUAUAUAAAAUAAUAGCUUAUAAAAUCAAAGUAUAAAUUAGCAAAAAAUAUAAUUGAUCAUUAUUCUGUAUUUAUAUAUAGUCUAUUUCAAUAUUAUUGAUGAUUGACAACUAAAAAAUAUUUUGAUAGCCAAAUAUUUAUUUUUUUUUUUUAUUUAAU